This is a messenger RNA of Cicer arietinum (chickpea), 1375 nucleotides long. Its product is annotated as karrikin insensitive 2 receptor CA. Lineage: Eukaryota; Viridiplantae; Streptophyta; Magnoliopsida; Fabales; Fabaceae. The record is from RefSeq and is a predicted model, not a curated record.
CCUCGUGGCCUCACAGGUCCAAAUAUAACGACGUGAGUUUUCGCAUAGUCGGCGAUUAAGCAAACAUAGAAAGACACAACUUCAGACGAAGAGAAAACAGAGAAGAAAAAUUUGCGUAACAGAAUGGGAAUAGUGGAGGAAGCUCACAACGUGAAAGUUUUGGGAACAGGAAAUAGGUUCAUUGUUCUAGCUCACGGAUUCGGCACGGACCAAUCUGUGUGGAAACACUUUGUACCUUAUCUCGUUGAUGAUUUUCGUGUUGUUCUUUAUGAUAACAUGGGUGCCGGUACUACUAACCCUGAAUACUUCGAUUCUGAACGCCAUUCAACUUUAGAAGGACAUGCGUAUGAUUUACUUGCUAUUUUAGAAGAACUGCGAGUUGGUUCCUGCAUAUUUGUUGGUCACUCUGUUUCAGCAAUGAUUGGUGCUAUUGCUUCUAUUUCACGCCCUGAUCUCUUUGUUAAACUCAUCAUGGUCUCAAGUUCACCAAGGUAUUUGAACGAUGUGAAUUACUAUGGGGGAUUUGAGCAAGAAGAUCUGAACCAAUUAUUCAACGCAAUGGCAGAAAAUUACAAAGCAUGGUGUUUUGGUUUUGCUCCUCUAGCUGUGGGUGGGGACAUGGAGUCGGUAGCAGUACAGGAGUUUAGUCGAACAUUGUUCAACAUGAGGCCAGACAUAGCUCUAAUAGUGUCAAGGACAAUUUUUCAAAGUGACAUGAGGCAAAUUUUGAACCUUGUUACUGUCCCUUGCCAUAUUAUACAAGCUGAAAAAGAUAUGGCUGUUCCAGUGAUGGUUUCAGAGUAUUUACAUCAACACUUAGGUGGUGAGUCCAUUGUUGAGGUCAUGGCGACGGAUGGUCAUUUACCGCAGUUAAGCUCGCCAGAUAUUGUCAUUCCUGUGCUGCUUAAACACAUUCAACUUGACAUUGAACCGACAAGCUUCCAGAGAAGCUACCCCACUUUCCAAAACUCAGAGGCUUCUUCAACAAACACAACUAAAUCUGAGGCUUCUACGCUGAUGAAAAUGGAGGCGGAUUUGUAAUUUGAAAAGAAAAUGUUGGCGCUAGCUUGCCAACGAUAAGAUGAAGAAACUAUAGCAUUAAGAAGAAUAGGAUAGGAUAAGUUAAUGAUCCAGGAAGAAGGGUAAACUCAUCAAAGAUGCAUUAUGUCCCCAUUUUCUUGUAUGAAGAAAGGAAAAAUUACAGUAGAUACAUUAUGUUUUCUUCUUUCUAUUCUCUCUGAAAAAAAGUCUUAUUUUCUUCUCAUUUUACUUCUAUUUUCUCACGUUUCUUUUUCUUGUCUACCAAACUACGUGUUGGUGCAACUUGUGAAUCAUAUCUAAAGAUGUGCUACAUGGAUAAGGAUCCUUUUAUCUA